AUGUCUUCCGGUUCAGUGUCAAGAGAGCUAGGAGAUGUGUCUUACGAAGACUUCGACCCAGUAGCUCCUAGGUAUAGACCACAAAGGAUAAACGCUCUCUGUCGACUCACCAAUUUUUCCAAAUCCGAAAUCAAACUCAUGUAUCAAGGCUUCAAACAAGUAUGUCCCACGGGAGUAGUCAACGAAAACACCUUCAAGGACAUUUUCAAUUCCUACUUUCCCCAAGGCGAUGCCUCCCUCUACGCUCACUAUGUGUUCAAAGCUUGUGAUCAGCAGAACAAUGGUACAAUUAACUUUCAGGAGUUCCUGACCGGUUUGUCUAUGAUGACGAGAGGUCCUACGGUGGAUAAGUUAAAGUGGACUUUUAAACUGUACGAUAUAAACGGCGAUGGUCGAAUCACCAGGGAAGAAAUGAGAGAGAUCAUUUCCUCUGUUUAUCUCAUGUUGGGAAAGUAUACAGAACCCAUGGUAAACGAAGAUACUGCUACCGAACAUGCGGACAAAGUCUUUAGGCGGUUGGACCAAAACCAGGAUGGUUACGUCACAUUCGAUGAGUUUUUGGAAAUUUGUCAAAAGGACGAAAACAUCAUUAGUUCCUUGCAAUUACUGGACACGGUUCUGUGACAACCAAUGUUGCCGUUAACGGCGUGAAAACACAAAGGAAGUCGACAGUCAUGUUUUUCGCACAAUGACUCUCUGCCUUCGGGGACGAAUGGAGGCUUGCACUGCGUUGCCAUUGUAAACAUCCAAAAGUGCGUUUAUUGUGAAUCCAAAUGACGUCAUCGGACCACCAGAGUGCUGUGUAGGAGCACUGGGAAUAUGAAUGAGCUUUUGAUACGUCCUCAAUCCUGUCAUUAUAUUAGAUUCAUGUAUAUGUAUAUGCUGAAACAUGAUUAUAUAUACAUAUAUAUAAAUAUACUAUAUAUCUACAUUAAAACUUUCUACACAUAGAAA
Molecule: messenger RNA, 954 nt
Organism: Stegodyphus dumicola
Lineage: Eukaryota; Metazoa; Arthropoda; Arachnida; Araneae; Eresidae
Product: A-type potassium channel modulatory protein KCNIP1-like
Molecular function (GO): calcium ion binding
Source: RefSeq, a predicted model, not a curated record